This is a messenger RNA of Tricharina praecox, 357 nucleotides long. RefSeq lists its product as uncharacterized. The coding region runs from base 1 to 357 and encodes 118 amino acids. The transcript is spliced from 2 exons. NCBI's taxonomy places the organism in Eukaryota, Fungi, Ascomycota, Pezizomycetes, Pezizales, Pyronemataceae. The record is from RefSeq and is a predicted model, not a curated record.
AUGCCAUCGCCGCCCUACAUCCUCGAGGCGCUCUGCGCACUGGUGCUCUGCGCGCUCGUCGUGGUCAUCACCUUCGAGGUGUGGCUGCUCAGUCUCGCGCUCACGAUUAUUUCGCGCACGCCCGUGCUGCGGAAGCUGGUUGCGGUCGAGACGCGCCCUGCUAUGCCAGUCGUCGCCAGGAGGAGGACGUGGGCGGGAUGGAAGCGUCAGAAGAGCACGGGAGAGUUGGGCGUGGUUAGGACCGGGACUACGCCGCUUAGAGAAAGUGAAUUGACCCUGACUCCUGAGAGAAUGGAUCCCUUGAACCUUCAGCCGGUAGGAUUUCAGGAUCACGGCAAUGCGGAACCAGAAGCUUAA